Aspergillus caelatus is the source of this 762-nucleotide messenger RNA. RefSeq lists its product as uncharacterized. The record is from RefSeq and is a predicted model, not a curated record. Gene Ontology annotation, cellular component: kinetochore; nucleoplasm. The coding region runs from base 57 to 293 and encodes 78 amino acids. The transcript has 4 exons. NCBI's taxonomy places the organism in Eukaryota, Fungi, Ascomycota, Eurotiomycetes, Eurotiales, Aspergillaceae. Gene Ontology annotation, biological process: mitotic cell cycle; kinetochore assembly; chromosome segregation. Gene Ontology annotation, molecular function: protein heterodimerization activity.
CUUCUUUGCCGCCUGGUUCAUCUAUACUUAGUCUCACUUCGACAUUACCGGUGACGAUGGCCGCCACGCAAAAGCUUUAUCCGCGCGGAACGGUGAAGCGUAUUGUUAAAUCCCAGUCGAAUCGCAACGUGAGCAAGAAUGCUGAUAUACUGAUCUUCCUGGACUAUAUGCUUUUCAUGCAAGAAUUGGUACGCGAAGCAUCAAUUCGCUCGCGCAAAGCUGGUGACAAAACCAUUGGCCCAAAUUCCGUCCGAAAGGUGACCGAGAGGACAUUACGCAAGUUUAAGGCUUGAUCAUACAAUGACAUUUCAUGCACUGUGCAUAUCCCUGAAUGACCUCACGAGAAACCAUGGGAGGCAGAGUCUACAAGAUACCGUGGCUGGAUUAUUAUUGUUUUAGCAUUGAGCAUGGGAAUAGGUACUACCAUGGCGCUUAGUUUUUUCCUCUCCCUGUUUGGUCAUAUCAAGUUUGGACAAGAAUGAGGGAUGUGGAGGCGUUACUUAGGAGUUUAUUCUUAUGAUACCCCAAUGUAUUUGUUCCAAUGACGACUUAUUCCGACUCACGUCAGGCACACACGCUUCUCCCAGGUCCAAUUGGCUUUAGAGUGAAAAAAUCCCUAAAAAGACGCACAUGCGCCCCCAAGGCUGCAGCCAUUGACUCGGUAGCUGCGUGCCUACUGGCUGAGCGUUGUUCUGGGUGCUUUGUUGAGCUGCACGCGACAGAAGCGGCCUGAGGUUCGGAAGAGUUCCACCCGCAUCUUUC